AUGUGGACGUUCGUACGCAGCGUUGACGCGUCCAUCUAUCUAGCGCCUGCCGACAUCGUGCAUCCCUUCAUCUCAAAGAGGCUUUUGGGCGAAGGCGAGGACGUGGGUGAAGAUGCUCAGCUACGUGCUGAAGCUGUCGACGGAAGUUCCAAGGAACAUUGA
Molecule: messenger RNA, 162 nt
Organism: Sparassis crispa
Lineage: Eukaryota; Fungi; Basidiomycota; Agaricomycetes; Polyporales; Sparassidaceae
Exons: 1
Coding region: 1-162 (53 amino acids)
Source: RefSeq, a predicted model, not a curated record